Molecule: messenger RNA, 5045 nt
Organism: Coregonus sp. 'balchen'
Lineage: Eukaryota; Metazoa; Chordata; Actinopteri; Salmoniformes; Salmonidae
Source: the annotation of a GenBank genome assembly
AUGGACUCCAUUUACCUUUUUCUGCUCCUCCAGUGCAUGUGUCACAGGCUUCCUCCUCUGGUGCUGAUGCUGGCUCCCCUCCACUCCCAGUUCCAUAUCAGGCUGAAUGCCAGAUACCCUCUCUCUUCCCUGCUCAGUCCCAAUUCAUCAAUAUCCACAACCCAAUAAUCCCUAAGGGGAAGGGAAAUCCCAGAUCCUUCACAUGUGAUAGCCUACUUCCUUCCCAGGUUGUCAAUACGGAUACACCACUUCUCCAAAGGAAUGAUCACAUCCGAUACCUCCCAAAGGAUUCUGGGGCUCUGGCGGAGGUGAGGUCAACCAUAGUUCUAUUUCUUCAGGGUCAACCCAGAGGUGCUGCAUUGAGGACUGGGCCACAGGACUGACCAGAGACUGGGUACCAGGGGCCGCUGGUCUCUGAAUCAUGGUGGUUAGUUAGGGAUGCAGCCUGCAGCAGUGAUGCCCUGCCUUCAUUGGAAGUGAUAGGGUUUAACACAGUAAUGAUGAGAUCUGAUAAGCAUGUUUCAGUCCGAGAGAAGAGCUUGAGUUACGCACCAUGUAAAUCACAACAAUGCUGCAGUCAGAGAUGUUGUGCCCCAUGGAGGCUGUUGUCUUCUCAUGACUCUGUUGAAGACAAUUCAGAUUAUUUGAGAUCCCAACAGAUAGGACAGCUGAUCUAAACUGUAUCUAAGAUAAGUAAUCAACCUCUGGCAGUGGCAACCUAAACUUGUUCAAUGGAAAAUGUACCUAAUGUAAUGAAAAUAUAUAUAUAUAUAUAUACAGUGCCUUCGGAAAGUAUUGAGAACCCUUGACUUUUUCCACAUUUUGUUUAGUUACAGUCUUAUUCUAAAAUCGAUUAAAUAAAACAAUUCCUCAGCAAUCUACACACAAUACCCCAUAAUGACAAAGUGAAAACAGGUUUGUAGAAAAUUUAGCAAAUGUAUUAAAAAAAUAAAUAAAAAAUACCUUAUUUACAUAAGUAAUCAGACCCUUUGCUAUGAGACUCGAAAUUGAGCUCAGGAGCGUCCUGUUUCCAUUGAUCAUCCUUGAGUGACUCUCAGACCAUGAGAAACAAGAUUCUCUGGUCUGAUGAAACCAAGAUUAAACUCUUUGGCCUGAAUGCCAAGCGUCAUCUCUGGAGGAAACCUGGUACCAUCCCUAUGGUGAAGAAGAGUGGUGGCAGCAUCAUGCUGUGGGGAUGUUUUUCAGCGGCAGGGACUGGGAGACUAGUCAGGAUCGAGGCAAAGAUGAACGGAGCAAAGUACAGAGAGAUCCUGCUCCAGAGCACUCAGGACCUCAGACUGGGGCGAAGGUUUACCUUCCAACAGGACAACUACCCUAAGCACACAGCCAAGACAACGCAGGAGUGGCUUCGGGACAUGUCUCUGAAUGUCCUUGAGUGGCCCUGCCAGAGCAGGGACUUGAACCCGAUCGAACAUCUCUGGAGAGACCUGAAAAUAGCUGUGCAGCAACGCUCCCCAUCCAACCUGAGAGAGCUUGAGAGGAUCUGCAGAGAAGAAUGGGAGAUACUUCCCAAAUACAGGUGUGCCAUGCUUGUAGCGUCAUACCCAAGAACACUCGAUGCUGUAAUCGCUGCCAAAGGUGCUUCAACAAAGUACUGAGUAAAAGGUCUGAAUAUUUAUGUAAAUGUAAUGUUUCAGUUGUAUUUUAUUUAUAAAUUCGCAAAAAUGUCUACAAAUAAGUUUUUGCUUUGUCAUCAUGGGGUAUUGUGUGUAGAUUGAUGAGGAAAAAACAAUGUAAUCCAUUUUAGAAUAAGGCUGUAACGUAACAAAAUGUAGAAAAAGUCAAGGGGUCUGACUACUUUCCGAAGGCACUGUAUGUCUAUAUGCAAGGUUGCAUUAAAUUGAUACAUCAUCAUCAUCAUCAUUAUGAUCGUUUAAGAACACCGAUGAUUCUCAAAACUCCACACUAUCACUGUCACUGAACUAAAGUAACCCAAAUAGGCUACAGACUACAGAAACUUAUUUCAAGUUUACCAUUAGACGUAGCCUACAAUAUGAAUAUAGAAUGUGACUGACUGAAACCGCGAUGUAAAAAAUGAAAAAGACUACGAAUGCACAUCAGAAUUAGCUUAGUCCAUCCAACAACAUAUCAUACCACUGUAUGGGGAAAAAAUCGUGAAAAAUAAGAUACUCACCCCAAUAAAAUCCAAUUUUUCGCAGAAUAUCCAUGCACAUAUAUGCUACGCACCGUGCACCAGCACAGACUUCACUUUCCAUCCCCAUCACCACAAAGAGCGCUUCUUUUCAAUAGUUCUUUUUUGGGGCACUGCUUCCUUGUCCUAGGAUAGAGUUCGUUGCCAUUUGAAACUUUUAGGAAUGAAUUUUCUGCCAUCUAGUGUCAAAAUGGAACAUUGGUUAUUCCUUAGUCAUUGCACCCAUGACCGCAAGGGCAUCGAACUUCACGAGGCUACAAUAACAUGAAAAGGCUUCACUUUUAAGAAAUAAUACAUCGUUGAACUUUACAUCUCCUUACAUUUACAUUUUAGUCAUUUAGCAGACGCUCUUAUCCAGAGCGACUUACAGUUAGUGAGUGCAUACAUUAUUAUAAAAAAAAAAAAAAAAAGUCAUCUCCUAACAUAUCAUCUAAUAACCAGGUGAAUACAAUGCAACUAACUAACUAACUGGACUGUCAGCAGGCUGGGGAUACUUACAGUGAAUUGGUUAUAAUAAAGUAGCCCCAGUCAGUCCAUUUAGUUAUAAACAGUAUAGUUACAUUGUAUUCGCCUGGUUAUUGCAUGAUGGUGCCACUACGUCAAACACUGUAUAGAAGAAGCAUUACAUGUUGUUUUGUCCCUAUUCUAUCCACUAUAACAAAAGCAGAUGCCAUGGCUACUGUCAGAGAUAAACUCCUUCACCUGGUCCUCUGUAGCUCAGCUGGUAGAGCACGGCGCUUGUAACGCCAAUGUAGUGGGUUCGAUCCCCGGGACCACCCAUACACAAAAAAAAUGUAUGCACGCAUGACUGUAAGUCGCUUUGGAUAAAAGCGUCUGCUAAAUGGCAUAUUAAAUUAUUAAAAACAUCAGUCCUACACCAGGAGGUGGUGGAAACACCAAAGUGACCAUCUUGGGUGUGGGUAACGUUGGUAUGGCAUGUGCCCUCAGUAGCGUACAGUAGGUGAGUCCCACUGUGCAUAUCACAGAGCACCAACGACUUUAGAUUUCUAUUCUGAGCUUGUUAUACAGUGCCACGCCAUUCCAACAAAUACAUUUAAUUGGCGCUAAUCAUUCCUAUGAAUACUGAUGAUAAACAGACUAGUAUAGCUUAUCACUUACCCUGUGACUUGCUGUGAAGGGUGUGGCUGAUGAAGUCACCCUGGUGGAGGCCGUGGAGGACAAACUGCAUGGUGAGGUGCUGGACAUGCAGCAUGCCAGCCUCUUCCUGAAGACCUCCAAGAUCACAGCCGCCAGAGGUCAGCCAUAGCCUGGCUCAGUGCCUGUGUGUGUGUGUGCGCAUGCUUAUGUGUAUGUGGGGUGACUCCUUUAAAAUAAUACAGUGCUAUAAAUGCUUUUUGCAUUUCAAACUCUUGUGCGAAAAUGUGUCCAGAGUGACAAACUAUGAAAUCCCUAGAUGUACAAAUUUGGAGACUUAGACUACUCAGACACAGCCAACUCCAAGCUGUGCGUCAUUACUGGGUGCGUCAGAGGCAGGGGGAGAGUCGUCUGGAUCUGGUCCAGAGGAACAUUUAGGUGUUGAAGCAGAUCGUCCCUCCACUGGCCCAGCACAGCCCUGACACCAUCCUCCUGGUCGUAUCCAACCCUAGUAACUCACUAUACCAUGGCCACUUCUUAUAUUAGUAUAGGGAGAAGUGAGUAGGAUAUUAUCAGACUGAUGAGACGAGUCAAGUCAAACUUAGUUAGUUAUAUGACUCCUUUUCCCUAUGUAAAUGUUUAUUCCUAGCGUGGAUAAACCCUGUCCAAUAGUAAUUGAGCAUGUAUAUAUUUGUUUCUAACCCUGGCUGGUUGCUAACCCGAUGGUACUGUACUCUGUGGCACUCCAGUGGAUGUGCUGACCUAUGUGGCCUGGUAGCUGAGUGGGUUCCCUCAGGAGAGGGUCAGCGGAACCAAUCUGGACUCAGCACGGUUCCGCUACCUGACGGAGAGAGACUGCAGAUCCACCCUAGCAUUGUCCACAGACACAUCAUAGGAGAGCACGGGGACUCCAGUGGUGAGACACUCCCCUGUAUCAUGUCAAAAACAGCAUCACAAUCAAUCCAUGCAAAAAUAUUAUUGAUCUGAACAAUCAAAGGAACAUUAAACGGUUGAACAUACAUUGAAUUUAACCGGACCAAUUAAAUACUUCUGGAAUGCAUAAUGAACACUUAGGUUGUUAGUUCAUUCAUUCGUGAUUUGGUAGUCAUAUUGUAAUUGUUGUUUCCUCUUCUGACCACACAGUAGCGGUGUGGAGUGGGGCCACUGCGGCUGGGGUCCAUCUGGAGAGCAUCACCAGAGAGCUGGAGGCUGGGCAGGAUUCAGAGGGCUGGGCAGAUGUACACCAGGCAGUCAUAGACAGGUAUUAAAGAUCAGCAUUGUCCUUGUCACAAGUAAAUGUGUAUCACCACUUGAUCUCUAGAAACAGGGGCAUAGAUUACAGUUAGAGCAAGUCAGUAUUAUCUUGAGUAUGUAUACACACACAGUAAUGUGGAACUCGAAAGCAGUGGAAAAUGUCUCUUAAGUGCUUAUGAGGUGAUCCGGCUGAAGGGGCACAACUCCUGGGUCAUUGGUCCGAGUGUGUCCAGCAGCACAGGUUAUACCGAAGAACCUCCGCACCAUUCACCCUGUGUCCACCCUCGUCAAGGUAGGUAGACCUGCAAAGAGCGUGUAGAAAAAUAUUACAGUGUUAAUCGUUUUAUGUUUUUACAUGUUGUGUGUAUUGUGAUUAUGUAUUCUCUGUGUGUGCGUUCGUGUGUGUGUGUGUUUCCCAGGGCAUGUGUGGGAUAGAGGAGGUGUACUCAGGGAGACAGAGGUUCAGGGGCUGCAGGCGAGUGCAUGGAUCCUGGGACAAACCAACAGCGAGCUGAGCCUCUAA